This is a messenger RNA of Penicillium bovifimosum, 2349 nucleotides long. Its product is annotated as OPT family oligopeptide transporter. Gene Ontology annotation, cellular component: fungal-type vacuole membrane. Lineage: Eukaryota; Fungi; Ascomycota; Eurotiomycetes; Eurotiales; Aspergillaceae. The transcript has 2 exons. The record is from RefSeq and is a predicted model, not a curated record. Bases 1 to 2349 code for a protein of 782 amino acids. Gene Ontology annotation, molecular function: oligopeptide transmembrane transporter activity.
AUGGAUGGCGAUGCCUCCGAACAACGCCAUAGUAUAGUGGAAAGGCCGUCCACGGAUCAGCCACUCACAGAUAUCCCCAAUGAUGAUUCCGCACCGAUUGAUCGAGCUUCCGCCACAUCCCCUCAGAGCUUCACACCGCGCUCACUCCUCGUCGGUCUCAUUAUCGGUGCCCUUAUUACGUUUUCGAAUACCUACUUUGGAUUGCAGACAGGAUGGAUCAGUACAAUGGCCAUGCCAUCAGCCUUGAUUGGCUUUUCGGUUUUCAAGGUUCUAUCCAAGCACCUUUCCUUCCCCUUCACACCGAUUGAGAACGUCUUGAUUCAAACGGUUGCUGGUGCGGUGGGAAGUAUGCCCCUUGGCUGCGGGUUUGUUGGCGUCAUACCUGCUUUGGAGUUCUUGAUGAACCCAGGGGAGGAUGGACCAGAGGGCGAUGGUGGAGAAGGCGAAGGGGGUCCCUUGAACCUCGGCUUUUGGAAAUUGGUCAUCUGGAGUCUUGGAGUAUGUCUCUUCGGUGUGGUAUUUGCCGUUCCACUACGGAAAGAGGUCAUUGUUCGAGAGAAGUUGCGUUUCCCCAGUGGGACUGCCUCGGCAUUGAUGCUCAAAGUUUUGCAUGGUGCUGGAAGCAGCGAAAAGGUUUUAGCACCGGAGAGCCCCCGCGUGGGUCUCAUGUCCACAGAGGACGAACCUUCCAGUCAUUCCGAAGAACGUACCGGUCUUUUGAAGCAUAUUGACGCUGAAGAUCAAGCUUCCAAGGAGCAAGAUUGGCGGUCGAAGAUGCGCCUCUUGGUCGGAGCAUUUACAGUAUCAGGCAUUUAUACUGUCUUUUCAUACUUCGUCCCUGUGGUCCGUGAGAUUCCCGUGUUUGGCAAGGGCAUGGCACACAACUGGCUGUGGACGCUCAAUCCAUCGCCGGCAUAUAUCGGUCAAGGCAUUAUUAUGGGCCCAUCGACAUGCAUGCAUAUGCUUUUCGGAGCAGUUCUAGGGUGGGGCGUCUUAUCACCGUUGGCUAAGAGUCGCGGCUGGGCCCCUGGCGAGGUGGGGAGUUGGAAGAACGGCAGCAAGGCAUGGAUAGUUUGGAUAUCGCUUGCCAUAAUGCUUGCCGAUUCGCUUGUGAGCCUAGGGUGGCUGGUUCUCAAGCCAAUCUUGACUCACUCCCCCAAAUGGGUAGCCUGGUUCAAAUCCACUCGCGCUGGGCAGUGGAUUGCACGGCCGCAAUCUUCCCCUCAUUCAGAUAUCAGUUACUCCGCUUUGGGGUCGGAGUCCCAUAUUUCGUUGCAUGAGGAUGAUGGCGCCGACCACACACAUGUGGUUACAAAUGCAGAAGAUGAAGAUGCACCCCCGUCUGAAUUGAUCUCCACUCGCACGGUCGUGAUCCUGCUUCCGCUGACCCUUCUACUCAAUGUUGUAUGCAUGCACAUUGUCUUCGGCGAUAUCAUAUCUCCCUUCCUCUCGACGUUAGCGACACUGCUGGCAGUGUUGCUGUCCAUCAUGGGUGUGCGAGCCCUUGGCGAGACCGACCUCAAUCCAGUGUCCGGUAUCAGCAAGCUAACACAACUUCUCUUCUCACUCGCCACGCCAGCGUCCCAUUUCUCCAGACGUACUGCACUAGUGACAAACCUGCUCGCGGGUGCUGUAUCCGAGUCAGGAGCUCUGCAAGCUGGCGACAUGAUGCAAGAUUUGAAGACUGGUCAUCUACUCGGUGCAAGCCCGAAGGCCCAGUUCUAUGGCCAGAUGAUCGGCAGUCUUGUGGGCGCAGUCCUAUCUACUGCCGUGUACAAACUGUACGUGAAUGUGUACGAAGUCCCAGGCGAUAUGUUCCAAACACCUACUGCGUAUGUUUGGAUCUUCACCGCUCGCCUCGUGACCGGACAAGGGUUGCCCGAUAUGGCCUGGCAAGCCUCCUUCAUUUUUGGUACCAUAUGGGCCUUCAUCACCGCAUUGAGGAUAGCAGCCGCAUCCCCUGCCUUUGCGCGCAACGGGAACCCGCCCGCUUGGAGGUCUUGGGUUCCUGGCGGUAUUGCCGUUGCCGUUGGCAUCUUCAACGAGCCUUCAUUCACCCUGGCGAGAGCUAUCGGCGGUAUCAUUGCGUGGUGGUGGGCACGGAAGCAUUCCGAACCGACAUCCAACGAACAAGUCGCCAAUGACAAUGCCACUUAUGACAAUUCUUCCGCGGCGCCCGAGUUGGUGUCCGCAAACAGAUCAUCUGCAGCCGACCAAGCCUCCGAAAAGGCAGACGCCGCCUCCUCGACCGUCGUUGUUCUUGCCUCCGGCCUGAUCUUGGGCGAGGGUAUCAUGAGCAUUGUAAAUCUUCUCCUUGCUAGCGGAAGCGUGCCGCAUCUAUCAGGAUAG